This is a messenger RNA of Belonocnema kinseyi, 1094 nucleotides long. RefSeq names its product autophagy protein 5 (gene Atg5). Gene Ontology annotation, biological process: C-terminal protein lipidation; autophagosome assembly; nucleophagy. The transcript has 4 exons. Gene Ontology annotation, cellular component: phagophore assembly site membrane; Atg12-Atg5-Atg16 complex; cytoplasm. The record is from RefSeq and is a predicted model, not a curated record. NCBI's taxonomy places the organism in Eukaryota, Metazoa, Arthropoda, Insecta, Hymenoptera, Cynipidae. Bases 165 to 959 code for a protein of 264 amino acids.
AGAAGGAUGCCAAUUGGCGAGGAGUAUGUGGUAUGCACGUAAGUCAAUAAGAGAAAGAGUUCCACGAACUGCAACGACCUGUCAUCAAACAUUCAAGUUUGGCCUGUGACCUUUUACAAUGCAUUCUUGGUUUAAAUAAGUGAGCAAAUAUCGAAAAUAGUGCAAUGGCUAACGAUCGGGAAGUGCUUCGAGAAAUCUGGGAGGGAAAAGUUCCUGUGUGCUUCCAACUGGACUCUGAAGAAGUUUCUGAACUUCAGGCACCAGAUCCGUUUUACUUGAUGGUGCCUAGAUUAAGUUAUUUUCCCCUUUGCACCGAUAAGGUACGAAAACACUUUAUGCGUCACAUCCAACAGGAGAAACAAGAUAAUGAGAUGUGGCUUGAAUUUAAUGGCAUACCACUUAAGUGGCAUUUUCCCAUAGGAGUGCUUUUAGAUUUGUAUGGAAACGAUAUUCAAUUGCCCUGGAAUAUAGUCGUUCAUUUCGACAAGUUUCCAGAGAAUGUUCUAAUGCACUGUCAGAAUAAAGAAGUCGUGGAGGCCUAUUUUCUUUCCUGUAUAAAAGAAGCCGACGUCCUGAAACAUCGAGGUCAAGUGGUAUCCAGUAUGCAGAAAAAAGAUCAUAAUCAACUUUGGCUCGGACUGCUUAACGAUAAGUUCGAUCAAUUUUGGGCGGUCAAUCAUCGACUCAUGGAACCCAUUAGUGAUGAAGGUUUCAAAUAUAUACCAUUUCGUUGCUAUAUGAGCGAUGAAAGUUACGUUCAGAAAUUGUUGAAACCUUUAAACGCAGAGGGUCACCGAAAGACGCUGAAUGACUUACUGAACGAAGUUUUUCCGGAUAAUCAAGAAGUUCAUGUUCGAACACACGGAAUUGUGCCUCCUUUAGAGACGCCCCUGCAGUGGCUUUCGGAACACUUCAGUUACCCAGAUAACUUUUUGCAUAUGUGUUUAAUGUCUUCUUAACACAACCAUAACUGUGAUGAUAGAAUUCUAAUGGACUUAAACCGAUUGUGUGUGUUAAUAUUUGACCAAUCGUUUUUCUUCCAGUGGAUAAGGUGCAAUUUGGCAGGAAUGAAAAGUAAAAUCAUUUUAUUUUUU